Messenger RNA from Entelurus aequoreus (snake pipefish), 2515 nucleotides. Its product is annotated as copine-8. The record is from RefSeq and is a predicted model, not a curated record. Gene Ontology annotation, cellular component: plasma membrane. Bases 167 to 1861 code for a protein of 564 amino acids. Gene Ontology annotation, molecular function: calcium-dependent phospholipid binding. Gene Ontology annotation, biological process: cellular response to calcium ion. The transcript has 20 exons. Lineage: Eukaryota; Metazoa; Chordata; Actinopteri; Syngnathiformes; Syngnathidae.
UCGACAUUGGUAUCGACCCACCCACCCAGGCAGGGACCUUAGCUCCACUUCACGCGGAGGACGCUCACAUUCCACCCGAUCAUUCGCCGCCUUCCUCGGAGCGGAAAAAGGGAGGCUGGACAGUGUAAAAGUGUCGAAAAAAACAUCCUUUUUUUUUGUGGACAGGAUGAACAACAGUUUUUUAAACAUGGCGUCGAUCGGCGACUUCGACCCGCUCAACGCGUCAAUCCCUGCCACCAAAGUUGAAAUCACAGUGUCGUGCAGAAACCUGCUGGACAGAGACACCUUCUCCAAAUCCGACCCAAUUUGCGUCCUCUACGCGCAAGGCAUGGGCAACAAGGAGUGGAGAGAGUUUGGGAGAACGGAGGUGAUCGACAACACACUUAAUCCGGACUUUGUGCGCAAAUUCAUUUUGGACUACUUCUUUGAGGAGCGGCAGAACCUUCGAUUUGAUUUGUACGACGUAGACUCCAAGAGCGCCAACCUGUCAAAACACGACUUUCUGGGCCAGGCCCACUGUACUCUGGGAGAGGUGGUUGGAUCUUUGGGCAGCCGCUUAGAAAAGCCUCUUGGAGGCAUUGCUGGGAAAAAAUGUGGCACUAUAAUCGUGAAAGCCGAGGAGCUGAACAACUGCAGGGAAUCAGUCAUGGUGCAGUUUUGUGGCAACAAGUUGGACAAGAAGGAUUUUUUCGGCAAGUCCGACCCCUUCCUGGUCUUCUAUAGGAGCAAUGAAGAUGGCACGUUCACCAUCUGCCACAAGACCGAAGUAGUCAAGAACACAUUGAACCCCGUGUGGCAGGCUUUUAAAAUUCCUGUUCGGGCUCUCUGCAAUGGGGAUUAUGACAGAACAAUCAAGGUCGAGGUGUACGACUGGGACAGAGAUGGCAGUCACGACUUUAUUGGAGAGUUCAGCACCAGCUACAGAGAAUUAUCCAGAGGGCAGAGCCAGUUCAAUGUCUACGAGGUGGUUAAUACGAAGAAGAAAGAAAAAAAGAAAAAAUAUCUAAACUCUGGAACGGUAACACUGUUGUCGUUCCUGGUGGACAUCGAAGUCACCUUCCUGGACUACAUUAAAGGAGGGACCCAGAUUAACUUCACAGUGGCCAUUGACUUCACGGCCUCCAAUGGCAACCCCGCCCAGCCCACCUCUCUCCACUACAUGAGCCCCUACCAGCUCAACGCCUACGCCAUGGCCCUGAAGGCAGUCGGGGAGAUCAUUCAGGACUACGACAGUGACAAAAUGUUCCCGGCGCUCGGCUUCGGCGCCAAGUUGCCGCCUGAUGGACGCAUUUCGCAUGAGUUUGCUUUGAACGGGAACCCUCAGAAUCCAUACUGCGCAGGAAUAGAAGGCGUGAUGGAAGCCUACUACCAGAGUUUGAAGUCCGUUCAACUCUACGGGCCCACCAACUUCUCCCCAGUGGUCAACCACGUCGCCAGGUAUGCCGCAUCGAUUAAGGAUGGAUCGCAGUACUUUGUGCUCCUCAUCAUCACUGAUGGCGUCAUCUCAGACAUGGCCCAGACCAAGGAGUCUAUUGUCAACGCUUCCUGUCUGCCCAUGUCAAUCAUCAUCGUGGGGGUGGGGCCUGCGGAAUUUGACGCUAUGAUUGAGUUGGACGGCGAUGAGGUCAGAAUCUCAUCCAGAGGAAGAUAUGCUGAGAGGGAUAUUGUUCAGUUCGUCCCAUUCCGAGACUACAUCGACAGGACGGGCAACCACAUCCUGAGCAUGGCCCGACUAGCCAAAGACGUCCUGGCCGAGAUCCCCGACCAGUUCCUGUCGUACAUGAGGACCCGCGGGAUCAAGCCCGCGCCCGCGCCGCCUCCCUACACGCCUCCAGGACAGCCUCUCCAAACGCAGAUCUGAAGCGGAGGGGGAAGUUAGUUUCCGAGUCGCACAGGAGGCCACUCUCCAUGCCUUACCUGUCGUGGACCCCGGUGGUCGUUCUCGUGUUCUGGAGCAGCCGCAUGCCAGGGCCUGGAGGGAAAACCCUAAUCUGUUUACUUCCGCUGUCGAGCAUUCCUCUCACCGUCUGGAUUCUUUGAUUUUCUCAACUUUUAGCCAAGUGGCGUCGCAGGAAAAACAAAGGAGCAGGUUUUGUUUUUUGCUUUCCAAAAAGAAUGUCCCCAGACAACACUAAGGAAUGAAGAAUAACUUGUAAAUAAUCUUUCUGUCUCACUGUUUACAGUAAGGAUUUUUAAUGUUCAUACUUUUAUACUUCAAGCUUGUGAUGUUCUCUCUCUCUUUCUCGUUUAGUUUUUUACCCCUGACAUGUGCGUCAGGCAGCAGCAGUGCAGGUCCCGGUAGCCAGUCCGUACCGUACCGUGCCGUACCGUACUCGACCGUAUCCCUGGUGUUUAUCAACCUUUUUGCAUGAGUGUAGCCUGGAGCACGUGCAUGAAUAUAGCGGCCCUGCACUACCUCUUCCAAACCUCCGUCUGUCUGAGGUGGGUGGAGUGUGUAUGAGAGUGUGUUUGUGUGAUAGAAGAGUCCUAUUGUCUCUCGGUCUGUCAGUCUUCC